UCGGCGGCGGCAACUGCUGGGCUGCGGGGCUGCCGGGCGGCUGCCCGCGGAGGCCGGACGGGCCAGGCCGGGCCCGCCACCGUCAUGCUCAUCUUCUUCCUCGUCUCGGGGGCAUCGCUCUGGCUGAUCGCGGAGUUAAUCCUCUCACUUCUGGAGAAGAUGCAGACACAGGAGAUCCUGAAGCUACUGCGACUGCCCGAGCUGGCUGAUUUGGGCCAAUUUUUCCGUAGCCUUUCAGCCACCACCCUCGUGAGUAUGGGUGCAUUGGCUGCCCUUCUCGCCUACUGGUUCACUCAUCGGCCCAAGGCCUUGCAGCCACCAUGCAACCUCCUGAUGCAGUCAGAGGAAGUGGAGGACAGUGGUGGGGCCCGGCGAUCUGUGAUUGGGGAUGGCCCGCAGCUUCUGACCCACUACUAUGACGAUGCCCGGACUAUGUACCAGGUGUUCUGCCGUGGGCUUAGCAUCUCAGGAAAUGGCCCUUGUCUUGGCUUCAGGAAGCCCAAUCAGCCUUACCAAUGGCUGUCCUACCAGGAGGUGGCUGACAGGGCUGAAUUCCUGGGGUCUGGACUUCUCCAACACAAUUGUAAAGCAAGCACAGAUCAGUUUAUUGGUGUUUUUGCACAAAAUCGGCCAGAGUGGAUCAUCUCAGAGCUUGCCUGCUACACAUAUUCGAUGGUAGUGGUCCCACUCUAUGAUACCCUGGGCCCUGGGGCCAUCCGCUACAUCAUCAACACAGCGGACAUCAGUACUGUGAUUGUGGACAAACCACAGAAAGCUGUGACCCUGCUGGAGCAUGUGGAGAGGAAGGAGACUCCCGGGCUCAAGCUCAUCAUCCUCAUGGAGCCGUUUGAAGACGCUCUGAAAGAUAGAGGACAGGAGUGCGGGGUGCUCAUCAAGUCCAUGCAGGCUGUGGAGGAGUGUGGCCAGCAGAACCGUCACGUUCCUGUGCCCCCGGAGCCCUGCGACCUCUCCAUUGUGUGUUUCACCAGCGGCACCACAGGGAACCCAAAAGGUGCGAUGCUCACCCAUGGGAACGUGGUGGCUGAUUUCUCAGGCUUUCUAAAAGUGACAGAGAAAGUGAUCUUUCCGAGACAGGACGAUGUGCUCAUCUCCUUCCUGCCUCUGGCUCACAUGUUUGAGAGAGUGAUCCAGUCUGUCGUCUACUGCCACGGAGGGCGCGUCGGCUUCUUCCAGGGCGAUAUCCGUCUGCUUUCAGAUGACAUGAAGGCUCUGUGUCCCACCAUCUUCCCUGUAGUCCCACGGCUGCUGAACCGGAUGUAUGACAAGAUUUUCAGUCAGGCAGACACACCAUUAAAGCGCUGGCUUCUGGAGUUUGCUGCGAAGCGUAAACAGGCUGAAAUUCGCUGUGGAAUCAUUAGAAACAACAGUAUCUGGGAUGAAAUCUUCUUUAAUAAGAUUCAGGCCAGUCUUGGGGGGAAAGUGAGGAUGAUUGUUACUGGAGCAGCCCCCGCUUCUCCCGCAGUCCUAGGAUUCCUCCGGGCAGCUCUGGGAUGCCAGGUUUAUGAAGGUUACGGUCAAACUGAAUGCACAGCUGGAUGUACCUUUACUACACCCGGGGACUGGACCUCAGGGCAUGUUGGGGCUCCUCUGCCCUGCAAUCAUAUCAAGCUGGUAGAUGUGGAGGAACUGAACUAUUGGACCUGCAAAGGCGAGGGAGAGAUAUGUGUGAGAGGACCAAAUGUAUUUAAAGGUUACUUGAAAGAUCCAGACAGGACAAAAGAGGCUCUAGACAGCGACGGCUGGCUUCACACUGGAGACAUCGGGAAGUGGCUGCCGGCCGGAACUCUUAAAAUUAUUGAUCGGAAAAAGCACAUAUUUAAACUUGCUCAGGGAGAAUAUGUGGCACCUGAGAAGAUUGAGAACAUCUACAUCCGCUGUGAGCCUGUGUCACAAAUCUAUGUCCAUGGAGACAGCUUAAAGGCCUUUUUGGUGGGUAUUGUCGUGCCUGACCCAGAAGUCUUGCCCUCCUGGUCCCAAAAGAGAGGAAUUGAAGGUUCAUAUGGAGAUCUUUGUACAAAUAAGGAGCUGAAGAAAGCCAUUUUGGAAGAUUUGGUGAGGUUAGGAAAAGAAAGUGGACUCCAUUCUUUUGAACAGGUUAAAGCCAUUCACAUUCACCGUGACAUGUUCUCAGUUCAAAAUGGCUUGCUGACACCAACAUUAAAAGCUAAGAGACCCGAGCUGAGAGAAUACUUCAAAAAACAAAUAGAAGAGCUUUACUCAAUCUCCAUGUGAAGUUCAAGGAAAGUUCUUCUCAGUAUAAUGGACUGUGUAGCAAUAUUAUAGUUACUCCUGAAAGUAAUGAGUCAGCCUAAUGGCACAGAUGAAAAUGAACGAGCACGUGACCAUAUGACAGCCUUUUCCUGUCCCAAGAGGUCUUUAACAAUAUUUUCUCUAUCAUCACUGAGUACACUUUAUUUUUAUUAAAAUGAAUUGUAGUGAGCUGCUAAAAUAUUGCAAAUGACAAUGUAUAAAAAUCAAGACUUUUUUCAAGAACCGUGUACCACUAAAAGUAAUAUAUUCUCAAUGUUCACAGCACUAUUAAACAUAAAGAAAAAUAUAACUAAUAUAUUGUACUCAAUUCUUUGUGGACUACUAACCAGAUACAGCAAAUAUCUAGACAAUAUGGACUACCUCAUUUAAUAAUGUCAAAUUACAAUGAAACCAGACUUAAAAAUUAAAAAUAGGUGUACAGAAUCAUGCUAAAAUAAAACAUGAUAGCUCACACUCUAGAACUUUGAUUCUUUAAAUAUGACAAUCCUUAUCAAUGUGAAAGUCUUAUCAUUUGUACUUUUAUCCAUGAAAAACGUAAGUUCAGAUGUUCUUAAGCCAAGUGUGAUGCUAAUAUAGCUUUUUUUUUUUUUUUUUUUUUUUUUUAGUUUUUGAGCCACAUCUGGCAAUGCUCAGGGGUCCUGGCUCUGUGCUCAGGACUCACUCCUGGCAGUGCUUGGGGGACCAUCGGGGAUGCUGGAGAUUAAAUCCAGGUCAGCUGCGUGCAAGGCAAGCACCUCAUCCACUGUACUUUUGCUCCAGCUCCCCCUAAUACAGCACUUAACAAAAAUCUUCCACACAUUUUCUCAUUUAUUAAGCUCAUUAGAAUUUAGGAACUACCUAGAAAAAUGUAACAUAAAACUACCAGGAUAAUGCGAUAUCCAUGGACUUAUGGCCACAACAAACUCUAAAAGAUAUAUGUUGACUUUAUUAUGAAAAGACAUAUGGAAGAGAUGGAGAAGAAACCCAACAUUAUUUCUCAGAUUGGGCAGCAAUUAAUGUACCUAAUAUUCCUCACUGGCUUUUUACAGUCUUAUAUUCUUAAUAUUAUCCAGGCCAUGCAUUCUUGAGAAACUCAAUUUAUGAACAAUUUCACUUUCUUUAGUAACACCCUCAAGGCAGGAUAUUGAAAGGAAUAAAUGUUAUUUCCAAAUAAAAUUUUUUUCAGCAAUAUAACUUUGAAGAACCUCUUCAAAAUACUCUUAGAAAACUAUGUAAGUCUACCAUAGAUGUUCUUGGAUCUGGGUGCCAACAAUUUUAUAAAAAGUAAAGCCAACAUGGACAGCAAUUAAAUUUCAAGCUGCAGACUGUACAUUUGAAAGAGAAACUGUCCUAGGACAGUUUUCUUCAGGAGAAAAGAAAAGCAGAGGUGAGGCAUUAUUCAUAGUGUAGAGGCUCUUUCCACUGCAGUAAAUCUUAUCUGUUAAAUAAAUGCUUUUGGUUAAAAGCUGCAUCAUCACACAGACCUGCUGGAUGAAUCUGCAUGAAUGAUAUGUACUUAUUUUAGUCUUCACAAAAAUGUGCCAGUUUUCCGAUGGAUUUAUUGAAUAUUUUACAUAUACAUGGGCACAUUUUUUCCUGCACACCCAUCAUUUGCACUUACAAAUUUGACUUUUAAUGAUCCAGUUCUAUGAACAUUAGUUUUAAAGAUAUUUUUAAUAAAAGGAUACUAAAAUAUCUAAGGUCACAUUUAUAGGGCAUAAAUACUUUAUGCUUACUAUAUGUUUGACUAAUCAGUAAAAAACGCUUACCUGGAUUAGAUAAAUAUGUUUUAAAGUUUGAGUAGAUUCAUAUUUUAAAGAAAAUAAAACUAUUACCUUUUAUCUUUCCAUUUAAUUAAAACUUCAUAGUUGGCUUUGUUUACAAUGGGACAGAGUAAUAUAAGCAAUCUAAAACAAAUAUUUUUCCUAUUAUUGUCUCAUAGUCUUUAUAAAAAUGAAGGUUAUGGACAACUUAAUAUUUCUGCCUUUCUCACUUUAAAUUCUGAUGUUUCCAUUAGUGAUCCUGAUUUGUGUGAAAAUUAUCACACAUGGGCCAAAAAAUAAAUUACAUCAGUUGUACUGAGAGAAGUAAACAGUGGGCCCCAAAUAUGUUGCAUGUACAUUUAUUUAUUCUUCUGUUUAAUGCCACUAAUUUUUUAAUAAAGGAAAAAUUAAACAAUA
Molecule: messenger RNA, 4451 nt
Organism: Suncus etruscus (white-toothed pygmy shrew)
Lineage: Eukaryota; Metazoa; Chordata; Mammalia; Eulipotyphla; Soricidae
Gene: ACSL6
Product: acyl-CoA synthetase long chain family member 6
Exons: 21
Coding region: 85-2253 (722 amino acids)
Biological process (GO): long-chain fatty-acyl-CoA biosynthetic process; very long-chain fatty acid metabolic process; long-chain fatty acid metabolic process
Cellular component (GO): endoplasmic reticulum; membrane
Molecular function (GO): arachidonate-CoA ligase activity
Source: RefSeq, a predicted model, not a curated record